Exophiala xenobiotica is the source of this 1452-nucleotide messenger RNA. RefSeq lists its product as uncharacterized. NCBI's taxonomy places the organism in Eukaryota, Fungi, Ascomycota, Eurotiomycetes, Chaetothyriales, Herpotrichiellaceae. Gene Ontology annotation, molecular function: methyltransferase activity. The record is from RefSeq and is a predicted model, not a curated record. The transcript is spliced from 2 exons. The coding region runs from base 361 to 1194 and encodes 277 amino acids.
CUCAUGCGCUCUUCAUAAGAAAAGGCAUUGGGACACAGCCACCGGUUGCCAGAUGAUGCACUGAUUCACAAACCGAGGCCACCCCGCAUUUUUCUGAUCAAAGCCUGGCAUGACAGGAGCGAACAUCAACCAACGCCGAUAUCGGCCAUGAUGAACAACCAUUCGUCCUGAUAUAAUGGGAGGUACAUAUAUACAGUUGAUACCAAUAUACUCCAGUAAUGCUUGAGAGAUUACAAAAUACUCUCCUUCCAUCCAGUCUCCCACUGUCACGGCGUGGGCCAUCAAGCGUCAACUAAAUAGAUCCUGGUCUCACGACUUUCUCACAACUCUCUUAACACAUCUCUAUUGGGGUCUGUCAUCAUGUCAGAACGGACACCUCGAAAAGAGCAAGCCGCCUACACCCAUGGCCACCACACCUCCGUGGUAAGCGACCACGCGCGCCGCACCGCUCAGGACUCGGCCGCUUUCCUUCUCCCACACAUCCAACCACACCACAAAAUCCUCGACGUAGGCUGCGGUCCCGGCACCAUCACCGCGGAUCUGGCCGCGCUCGUACCUCAAGGGAGUAUCAUCGCCGGCGACGCUGUCGAAUCCGUCCUGCAGCAAGCCAGCAACUACGCUGCCUCGAGGAACCUCACGAACAUUUCUUUUCAAACCGUCGACGCCAAUGACCUGCCCUUCCCCGACGACACCUUCGAUAUUGUUUACUGCCACCAACUCCUGCAACACGUAAAGGACCCAGUGGCGAUCCUCCGCGAAAUGCGGCGCGUCUGCAAAUCGCACACCGGCAUCGUCGCCGCCCGCGAAGCCGACUAUGCGAGUUUCGCGUUCUACCCAUCUCCACCCGAGAUAAAGCGCUGGGCGGAGCUGUACCAACUCGUGGCCCGCAAAAACGGCGGUGAACCCAAUGCAGGGCGGCACCUGCACGUGUGGGCGCGGCAGGCGGGUUUCUCCCCGGACGAAAUCCACGCAACAUGGGACUCGUGGCGAUACGCUGGCGAGCGGGCGAGGCAGUUCAGUAUGUCCUGGCACGGGCGGAUUUUGCAGCCCGGAUUCAUGGGAACAGCGGUGCGCGAGGGUUUUGCCAGUGAGGAAGAGAUCAGGGCGCUCUCGGAAGCAUGGAAAAAAUGGGGAGAGACGGAGGAUGCACUGUGUGCGAUUCCACAUGGCGAGAUCCUGUGUAGGAAAACGUAGCACAUUGACACGGUUGAAUUCUGUGGCAGAAUCCAGCGAGGAUAAAGCCCACCCCGUUUCCAGAAAAGAACAACAGCCUAAUUGGCGAUGAGAUACGGUGUAUGAGAAGGAGCAAUAACAUAAGAAAUAACAAUAUCACUCCUGCCGAUGGUCAGGACUCGAAGGAAUGAUCAAAACAACGAGGGAGAUGGUCAAUUCGAGCAAAUAAAGGCAGUAGGCAAAGUAACGAUGCCGAAACUUGAUAUACAUUAAUAUUUG